AUGGAAUCUCUCCUCCGAACCAUAACCCGGCAGGACCCGAGCCCGGAAGACUACAGCGACAUCGAGUUCUGGUCCAACCCGGAGCGCUCCGGCUGGCUCACCAAGCAGGGCGAGUACAUCCGCACCUGGCGCCGCCGCUGGUUCAUCCUCAAGCAAGGGAAGCUCCUCUGGUUCAAGGACAGCGUCGUCACCCGCGCCUCCGUCCCCCGCGGCGUCAUCGCCGUCGGCAAGUGCCUCACCGUCAAAGGCGCCGAGGACAUCCUCAACAAGCCCUUCGCCUUCGAGCUCUCCACCAAUCAGGAUACCAUGUACUUCGUCGCCGAUUCCGACAAGGAGAAGGAGGAGUGGAUCAAUUCCAUCGGCAGGUCGAUCGUGCAGCACUCCAGGUCCGUCACCGAUUCGGAGGUCGUCGAUUACGACAGCACCAGGCGGUGA
This is a messenger RNA of Linum tenue, 435 nucleotides long. The record is from the annotation of a GenBank genome assembly. Lineage: Eukaryota; Viridiplantae; Streptophyta; Magnoliopsida; Malpighiales; Linaceae.